CAUAGCUACCCAUGGCCAUUCAUCUAUCCAUAUGCCAUCAUCAAAAGCUUCCCCUUUUAAGCAAAUUCCACUCUUCAUCAUUCACUUCUCUUAAUUUUGACCACUCCUCACAAAGAAUUGCAGGCGCCACCACCGUGAAAAAUUCCUUGGGAUAACACAAAGACACAGAACUGAAUCAGAAACAGGGCUCAGAGUUUUCUCCAUCUGGGUCUGUGUGCUUUUUUUUGGAACUGGGAUAGAAGUUGAAGACGGUGGUUGAUCAGUAGAUUUUAUGUCGGCUUUGUUCAUAUUGGCAGUGAUUGGGGCUCUGUUGAAGCUCUGUUUUUCUUCUUCUCUCUGCUGCUUCUGGCAGAGCUUGAUUCAACUGCAAAAUUAUUAUUCAAUGCGUUUGAGAUUAAAAAGGCAAGACGAAUUGUUUUGUUUCCUUCGUUUUCUUGUGAUUUUCAAAUGGUUUUUAAGCCUAAUUCUUAGAUGGGUUUCAUUUGCAGGACUUAUUCUGGAGUAAAAUUUUCUUGGGUUUUUCGUAUAAAACGAUUUCUACUUCGUUUCUCCACUUUACACUUAAGUUAUUGUGAUUUUCAGAGAUCCUCCAUUGUUUCCGUUUAAUUAUACAUAAGUUGUUCUCUUCUUGUUCUUCCACCGAUUCAAUAAAAAAUGUCGUGCUCUCCUAAUCAGAGAUCUGUUAGCAGUAGUAGAAAGUCGAAUCUGCUGCCGAAUAAAUUUUCUGCAGAUCCCAGAAUGAGGAGAAAACUUCGUAUAAUCUGUUACGAUCCCGAUGCAACUGAUUCAUCCUCAAGCGAAGAUGAAGGAGAAACAUAUGCAAGAAAAUUCAACAGAAUCGUACACGAGAUCCACCUACCUCCGCUGAAAAAGUCUCUCGAAUCCGAGAGUUCUCAGAACAGCAACAAUGAAAACAAAAACCUCAAGUUUAAACAGUCGAAAGCUCUGUUCAAAAACCCUUCAUCUCGUAGACCAUCGUCCUCGAAAUACAGAGGCGUCAGACAGAGAUCUUGGGGUAAAUGGGCUGCAGAGAUUCGAGAUCCCUUUAAAAGAAGCCGUGUUUGGCUUGGUACUUACGAUACCGCAGAAGAAGCUUCUCAAGCUUACGAGUCAAGGAGGUUACAGUUUGAAACUAUGGCAGCAGAAAUGGCUGUUGAAGAAGAAGGCAAAGGGAGUGGAUCAUCAUCUACCCCUGUUUUCUCGGAAAGUACGGCGGAAACCACCGUGUCUCAUACAUCGCCGUCGUCGGUUCUGGAAUGGGCUGAUUCAACUGUGCAAAGCCACGAUUUGAAAGAGGGAACAGAAUCGAUAAAAGAAGAAACAGACAGUAAUAUGAACUAUCUUCAAGAAGGGGAUCCGAGUAAUCCGUUUAUGGAGGAAAUUAGUAUGGGGAUUGAUUUUGAUUCGAUUCUGGCUGAUGGAAUCGGGAUGUUCUUGGAAGAUUUUGCAAGUUUUGAUAACACCCAAAUUUUAGGACUCGCUGAUGAUGAACCCAGUGGGCUUCCGAGUUGGGAUUUUGAAGAUUUUGGGAAUGAUGAUAUUUCUUGUUGGCUUGACGAUUCUAUAAACAUUACAUGUUCUUGAAUUUUUUUGGAGCUUAGGAGUUUUGUUCAUUUGAGAAUGCAGUUUUAAUUUUGUUUUGGAGUGAAACAUGAGAGAGGCCUUUAGGGGUUUUUGCUGUGCUGUGUUCUCUAUAAUAAGAGAUUUUCAACUCUUCCAAUUUAGUGAAUCAAAGUUGGGGGAUAUUGCUACCAAUCUCAUCGUGUAAAUUACUUUUUUCUUCUUUCUUCAAUUUACAAUUUUGACUCA
This is a messenger RNA of Cucumis sativus (cucumber), 1809 nucleotides long. Its product is annotated as ethylene-responsive transcription factor ERF118. NCBI's taxonomy places the organism in Eukaryota, Viridiplantae, Streptophyta, Magnoliopsida, Cucurbitales, Cucurbitaceae. Gene Ontology annotation, biological process: regulation of DNA-templated transcription. Gene Ontology annotation, molecular function: DNA-binding transcription factor activity; DNA binding. The coding region runs from base 655 to 1584 and encodes 309 amino acids. The record is from RefSeq and is a predicted model, not a curated record. The transcript has 2 exons.